AUGCGUAACUUUACAGAGGGUGGAACGAAGGUAGUUGCAGCUGCACUCAAUUAUCCCAGCCAAGCAGCUGAAGGUCGAAAGGCUCCUGCCAUAUUUUUAAAACCUACUUCUUCGUAUAUCAAAGAAGGUGAGAAAAUUCGCAUACCACCCGGGUAUAAUCGAGUUCAUUACGAGGUUGAACUGGGCUGCGUUAUUGGUCGUCGUGGCAAGAAUAUUCCGAAAGAAGAAGCCUUAAAUUACGUUAGCGGUUAUGCACUGGGAUUGGACAUGACGUUAUUUGAUCGAAUAGAUAUGACGAAGCAUGCCCCAUGGGAUAUAGCGAAAGGAUUCGAUACAUCUUGCCCAGUUAGUAGAUUUAUCGAAAAAGACGAACUGAAAAAUCCUGAUGAUACUAAAUUAUGGCUUAAAGUGAAUCAAGAAAUGGUGCAUGAAUGCAACACUAAAGAUAUGUUAUUUAAAAUACCUGAUCUAAUUAGCUAUGCUAGUCAAUUUAUGACCCUAGAAGAAGGUGAUCUACUGUUAACUGGAGCUUCUGGAAAUGGGCCUGUAUAUUCUGGAGAUAGAAUCACUUGUGGAUUAAACGAGAUAGUGCAAAUGGAAUUUGAUGUUAGCAACUGA
Molecule: messenger RNA, 618 nt
Organism: Trichoplax adhaerens
Lineage: Eukaryota; Metazoa; Placozoa; Uniplacotomia; Trichoplacea; Trichoplacidae
Exons: 1
Coding region: 1-618 (205 amino acids)
Cellular component (GO): mitochondrion
Molecular function (GO): acetylpyruvate hydrolase activity
Source: RefSeq, a predicted model, not a curated record